Molecule: messenger RNA, 4125 nt
Organism: Solea senegalensis (Senegalese sole)
Lineage: Eukaryota; Metazoa; Chordata; Actinopteri; Pleuronectiformes; Soleidae
Gene: prdm16
Product: PR domain containing 16
Exons: 15
Coding region: 226-4125 (1299 amino acids)
Cellular component (GO): nucleus
Molecular function (GO): histone H3K9 methyltransferase activity; protein binding
Source: RefSeq, a predicted model, not a curated record
GGAGGGGAAGAGAUAAGUGAUCUAAAGGGGAGACGAUAGGACAAAAAAGUGAUGAUGAUGAUGAAUACAUUGGAAAGUUUUUUGGCCCCGGCGAGGGUGUCAGAUUGAAUGGCCUGUGCGCAUGUGCGAAGGUGUCCAAACUGACAAUGCUGGUGAGAUGAAGAUAGUGUUGUUGCUGCUUCUGGGCUCACGGAGGACGACGAGAGGAAUCUACAAGCCGACAAGAUGAGAUCCAAGGCGAGGGCGAGAAAACUGGCCAAAAAUGACAGUGAGCCAGUGGACAGCAUGUACGACACAGAGAGUGACCUCGCGGGUUUAGCGGCCAGCAGUGGAGGCGGUGCCGACAGCCCAGAAGAUGAUGCAGAAGAUGGCGUCAUCAACAUGUCCCCGCUGCCCUCUCCCACUCCCUCCCAUCCAAACAGCAACCACCACCACCUGCUGCACCCCCACAUGUUUGCCACCCACCACCACCAUCACCACAACAACAACAGCAACAGCAGCAGCAAUGACCAGGACUUUACCACGCCCAAGGAGGGCUCGCCGUACGAGGCACCCGUCUACAUUCCUGACGACAUUCCCAUUCCCAGCGACCUGGAGCUGCGGGAGUCCUCUGUGCCUGGUGCAGGCCUGGGCGUAUGGGCCAAGUCCCACAUUCAUGCUGGCGAGCGGUUUGGUCUGCACAACUCUCUGCACCAUGGGGCCACAGGCAAAGACAGCUCCUUUGGAUGGGAGCAGAUGAUGAAUGACCAUGAGGACGCCUCACCUGACAGCUGCGUCAAAAAGGUGGUGGACGACAUGGGAAACGUCAAGUUUGCACUGGACACAGGCCCGGACGCCAUCAGCAACAGCUGGCUCAAAUACAUCCGCUGUGCCCCUUCAUUUGAGGAGCAGAACCUCAGCGCCUGUCACCUCACUGGAGACCAGAUUUAUUAUAAAGCUGUGCGGGACAUUGAAGCAGGGGAGGAGCUUUUAGUGUAUAUGAAGGACGGCAUUUUCCCCGAGGGAUCCAUGGCACCAAACCUACAAGACGAGCAGAUGUACCGCUGUGAAGACUGCGAUGAGCUCUUCUCCUCGACACUUGACCUACGGCGGCACCAGAAGUAUUCAUGCACCAGCGCGGGCUCCAUCUUUGACUCACUGAGAGAGGAUUUCAAACAGGAGCGCGAGGACAGCGACGAGCCCGUCCACGAGUGUAAAGACUGUGAGAAGAUCUUCCCAAAUGAGUACAGUCUGGGCCAACAUAUGAUAGUCCAUACAGAAGAGAGGGAAUACAAGUGUGACCAGUGUCCGAAAGCCUUUAACUGGAAGUCCAACCUCAUCCGUCACCAGAUGUCACAUGAUAGUGGAAAGCGCUUUGAGUGUGAAAACUGUGAUAAGGUGUUCACAGAUCCCAGCAACCUUCAGCGCCACAUCCGCUCGCAGCACGUGGGGGCACGUGCACACACAUGUCCUGAGUGUGGCAAGACAUUUGCCACCUCGUCAGGCCUCAAGCAGCAUAAGCACAUCCACAGCAGUGUCAAACCCUUUAUCUGCGAGGUGUGCCACAAAUCCUACACCCAGUUCUCCAACCUCUGCCGCCACAAGCGCAUGCAUGCUGACUGCCGCACCCAGAUCAAGUGUAAGGACUGUGGGCAAUUGUUCAGCACUACCUCCUCCCUUAACAAGCACCGCCGCUUCUGUGAGGGCAAAAAUCAUUAUGGGUCUCCUGGAGGGAUGUUCAACCCUGGCAUCCCCAUGAGCUCCAGCCCAAUCCUGGCAAAGGCAAAGUCCCAUCACCCUCACCUUCCAGGUCUAAACCAGUCAGGUUUGGGAUUCGCUGACUACUUUCCCUCCCGACCUCACCAUCACACUGGCUUACCCUUUUCCCCAGGACCCCACGGCUUCCCAUCCCUCCCACAUGGUUUCCCAGGUAUCUUUCCACCAUCACUGUAUCCGCGACCACCUUUAUUGCCGGCUAGUCCAUUGAUAAAGAGCCCAUUGGGAAGCAGCAGUCAAGAGGUGAAGCUGCCUCGGAGUCCCCUAGAUGCACCUCCAAUGUCCCUGGUUAGCUCAACAAACAGCAAUGGAGGUAAUAGUAUGAGUCAGGCAGAAGAGAAGGAGAAAGAGAACAAACUGGAUUUGUCAUCUAGCGGAGAAGUCAAGCCAAAAUCUAAGAUGGUAGACAUGUCUGACGGUAGUGACCUUGAAGAUGUUAACACCACAAGUGGGACAGAUUUGGACACCACCACUGGUACUGCUUCAGGUGAUGGUUCUGACCUAGAGAGCGAUGGCGACAGUGAACGCGAGAGAAGUGGUAAAAGACGAAAACCAUCUGGAGCCAUAUUAAGUCAAGAAGGCCACCAGUUAGAAGACACAACUAGUGCUUUGAUAUCAGCUGUGUCUAGUUCUGGAAACAUCGCAAUUGAUCGUCCAUUCUUCUCUUCAGCACCAUCCCAACACUCCUUCUUCCCUCCCCCUGAUGAGCAAGCCCUCCCUCCCUCCACUACAAAUGCUAAUGUGGUCACGACAGAUUCUAUCAAAGCCAUUGCUUCUAUUGCUGAGAAAUAUUUCGGUCCAGGUUUGAUUGGUCUUCAUCAGGAGAAGAAGAUGGGUCCAUUGCCCUACAAUUCCAUGUUUCCUUUCCAGUUCCUACCUAACUUCCAUAACUCCCUCUAUCCCUUCAGCGCCGAUCGAGGUGCCCUCAACCCUAGUAUGUUCUUUAAGGCAGAGCCCAAGUCACCUCACGAGCAUCUUCACAAGAUAGUUUCUGGGGCUCCAGGCACUCCUGUCUCCACAGCGGAGUCACCGUUUGAUCUCACCACAAAAUCCAAGGAGACCAAGUCAUCUCUUCCCACCCCACCAAACCCCUCACACCCCAACAGUAGCACUGGGAGCAGUAGUGGACCUUUAGCAAUAUCAAGUGGUGAGGAGCAACCUUUGGACCUCAGCAUUGGCAGUCGGAGCCGAGGUGGUCAUAAUGGCGUGGCAGGUGAGCCACAAAGUCGAAAGAACCACAUGUAUGGAGUCGGGAAGGGGGCCUUCAUCAAGGAUGAAACCCCAGCUGGUUUCCCACACCCCCAGUCCCAGUCAGUGCACCAUUCCUCCAUGCAGCACCAGCAGCCCCAGGCACAGCCGCAUCAGCAACAUCAACCACCACCCCUACACUAUGCCAAGCCCUCAGCAUUCUUCAUGGACCCCAUAUACAGGGUGGAAAAGAGGAAGCUACUUGACCCUGUCGGAGCUCUGAAAGAAAAGUUCCUCAGGCCGUCACCGCCACUCUUCCAUCCACAGAUGUCAGCCAUGGAGACAAUGACAGAGAAACUGGAGAGCUUUGGCGCAUUAAAACUUGAUGCACCGCCCAAUUCACUGCAACAUUCAUCUCAUCCACUGUUCAACUUCCGCUCGCCACCACCUUCUCUCUCAGACGCCAUCCUCCGCAAGGGCAAGGAGCGCUACGCCUGCAGGUACUGUGGGAAAAUCUUCCCUCGUUCAGCAAACCUCACCAGGCACUUGCGGACACACACAGGGGAGCAACCCUACAGGUGUAAAUACUGUGACCGCUCGUUCAGCAUCUCAUCCAAUCUCCAACGUCACGUCCGCAACAUCCAUAACAAGGAGAAACCCUUCAAGUGUCACCUGUGCAACCGCUGCUUUGGUCAGCAAACCAACCUUGACCGCCAUCUCAAAAAGCAUGAGCACGAAAACAUUCCUGUGAGCCAACAGUCCGGGAUGCUUUCCAACCUAGGAACCACGAUCUCCUCGCCAAACUCGGAGCCAGACAAUCAUGCACUUUUAGACGAGAAGGAGGACUCGUACUUCUCAGAAAUCCGCAACUUUAUUUCCAACAGUGAGAUGAACCAGGCCUCCAGCUCCAUGGAUAAGAGGUCAGAUCAGGCUGAGGAAGAACGUCCACCAAACCACAGUUUGUCUAACUCCAAGCUCGGGCUCCAGGUGCUGGAGGAAGAGGAAGAGGAAGUGGAGGGUGACGAUGAGGAGGAGGAGGAAGGCAGUCUGACAGAGAAGUCUCACGACGAGGCGCCCGAGUCCCCGUCUCCUGUCACGACAGGAGUGUAUGAAGAGGAGGAGGAAGAAGAAGAGAUGGAGACGGCUCCGUUGGCUAUGAGCUAUGAACACACGCGCAGGUAA